This is a messenger RNA of Sphaeramia orbicularis (orbiculate cardinalfish), 2418 nucleotides long. RefSeq names its product cytokine dependent hematopoietic cell linker (gene clnk). The record is from RefSeq and is a predicted model, not a curated record. The transcript is spliced from 17 exons. Gene Ontology annotation, biological process: cell surface receptor protein tyrosine kinase signaling pathway; intracellular signal transduction. Bases 229 to 1305 code for a protein of 358 amino acids. Lineage: Eukaryota; Metazoa; Chordata; Actinopteri; Kurtiformes; Apogonidae.
GGAAGUCAUAUAAGUUACUGCUGUGGGCUGUUUGACUCUCAGUUGACAGACACACUUACAGUUGCUUGCGUGUGUUUAGAAAAGAAAACUGCAGAGUAGCUACUCGUGCAACUGAACUGGCAGAUACUCCUGGACAUCCACUGAUGCAGGUGGAUGUGAAAUACCAGUUUUCUAUAAAGCUCAUCGUUAGCUGCAGAGAGGAGGAACAGCCAUGAGUCUGCUGUGAUAAUGGAUCGCAGCUGGGUAGACGGGAGAAUGAAACAAAGAUGUGGUUACCAAAGCAGCGACGUGGAGCUGCACUACGACGUAGUAGAUGACCAUGAGAUUGUGCAUAAUGUGCACAUAUUUCCUGCAAGACCAAUUUAUGAUGAGAGAGAGUAUGCAGACAGGGGUCUUCCAAGGUCAUCAUCUGGUCAGAGUCUGAUGCCAGUCGCUACUGGUAACUCAAAUAUCCACCCUAAAUACCCACCCAGAGAAAUCCUCUCAAGCACAGGACCUGCAGUAAACAGACAGCUGAAGCCAGGAAGAAGAAAGAUCAGACCAGAUGACAGAUUCCCUCCUACACACCAAAGAGAACAGCCCUCACGAAGGUGUCCACCAUCACCUCCGGUCACUUUGGAGAUAGAGACUCGACUGCCUGGACUGACACUGCAAGAAAGCGGCAGGAGAAAUGGAAAGAGAGCAACUAAAAAUGCAGAGUUCAGUCCACCUACCAAAGGUCUGCAGAGUAAUGAAAGUGCUUUCAGUUCGUAUACUAAUCAAAGACAUUCUUUGGAUUUGGAAAGUCAGCAAAUAGACAAAAGUAGAUCACAGGACAGUCUAGAAAGGGUAUUGUCGAAACGUCAUCACCAUGAGUGGCCUCAGACUAAAGAAGACAUCGACCAAAAUGACUUUGUUCCAAUAGAAAAGCCUCAUCAGAUGUACUAUGAAGAAGACUGGUACAUUGGGGCUUGUAGCAGAGCAGAUGCCGAGCACGCCUUACAUCUCGUGAAUAAGGACGGGGCCUUUCUGGUGCGAGACUGCUCCAUCAUCACCAACAGUGAACCUUUGGUAUUGGCUGUAUAUCAUGAGAAGAAGGUGUACAACGUGAAAAUUCGCUUCAUUGAGGGUACAAACAAGUAUGCACUAGGAACAACGCAGCGAUCAAACGACAUGUUCAACUCCGUGGCAGACAUCAUCAAGUUCCACUCCAUAUUUCCAAUAGUUCUCAUCAGUGGGAGAAGCACACCAGGAAGCAAAUACCCAGAAAACUGUGUGCUGACUUGCCCAGUGACGAAAAGGGAUGUUGACCAACUGCUGGAGUAACGAGUGCACUGUAGCAGCAAAGAAAAUCUACUGAAUCCCAUCUGUUUUCAGCUUUUCCUUUAUCAUAUUAAAAAAAACACCAAAAGCUGGCUAUGAAACUUCAGACAACUGGCUUUUGUUAAUAAAAUACAGUUAAUAUUUUGGAAGUGCAUUUCUGUAUUAUGACAGUAUGAGAUGAAAACAGGUUAGCGUAGUAUUGUGUAGGUUUAGAUUUGUUUGGCAGGCAUCAUUCCUAUUAUUAUGAGUUUCCCAUUAGAAUUACCAUGAGCUAUAUUACAGUGUAUAAUCAUAUAAUCAUAUACACAGCUGCAUUCUAUUUAUGUUUAUUUAUGUUGAAGUUUUUUGUUGUGAUGUAGAGUCGGACCACUGCGUAAGGUGUUCAGCAAAUUCCAGAGAUUUUCAUUGGGGUUCAGGUCUGGACUCUGGUGGUCAUUUCAUGGGUGAAAAUGAUGUGAUCCUCCCUGAAACACUCUUUCACAAUUUGAGUGUGACAUUAUCUUGGAAUGUGCCUGUGUCAUCAAAGAAGAAAAACAUUGGCGGAAAAAACUGGACUUUCGUAUGUUCAAGUUCAGCUGACAUCAUUUUAUGGACACAUAACGUUGCUGAACCUAGACCUGAUCAACUGAAUCACCCUCAGAUCAUGACACUGCCCCCACAGGCUUGUACUGCAGGCACUAGGCAUUAUGGGUAAUCACUUCACCUUCCUCUCUUCUCAAUUUUUGCAUUGAAACACACUCCAAUGUGUAUGUUCUCAUAAAUUGAAGCCUUUUUUUCAAUAAACCUCACUCACUGAUAAGUGGUUUUCUUGAGGCUCCACAGCUGUUUAGUCCUAAUCCCUUCUGUUUCCUUCACAUUGUGCAAAUGGAAGUGCUCUUACUUUCAUUAUUAAGCAUAAUCAUGAGUUCUACCGCUGAUUUUUUUUACUAUAUGACUUCAAUGAUCUUCAAUUUUCAGCCACUUUUUUAGUACUUUCCUUAUUGGUUUUAUGUGUGUUUUAUGUGUUGGAAAGUUUCUAACCUAAUUUUAGUACAGGGUGUCCCAUAAGUCUCCAUACAUAGGAAAAAUAAACGUUUCUUGACAUAAACCAUUUUUAUUUAUAUAAUAUGCUCUAUA